AUGGGGGAGAAACCACAUAAAUGCAUAGAAUGUGGAAAGACCUUUCUUCAUAGCAGUAGUCUUAUUUCCCAUAAGAAGGUCCACACAGGGGCGAAACCAUAUAAGUGCAUGGAGUGUGGAAAGACCUUUAGUCGGUACCGUCAUCUUACUGACCAUCAAAGAAUCCACACAGGGGAGAAGCCAUUUAAAUGCAUGGAGUGUGGAAAGACCUUUGGUCAGAGCGGCAGUCUUACUUCCCAUAAAAGAAUCCACACAGGGGAGAAGCCAUUUAAAUGCAUGGAGUGUGGAAAGACCUUUGGUCAAAGCAGCAGUCUUACUUCCCAUAAAAGAAUCCACACAGGGGAGAAGCCAUUUAAAUGCAUGGAGUGUGGAAAGACCUUUGGUCAUAGCAGCAGGCUUUCUUCCCAUAAAAGAAUCCACACAGGGGAGAAGCCAUUUAAAUGCAUGGAGUGUGGAAAGACCUUUGGUAAUAGCAGCAGGCUUAUUUCCCAUAAAAGAAUCCACACAGGGGAGAAGCCAUUUAAAUGCAUGGAGUGUGGAAAGACCUUUGGUCAUAGCAGCAGUCUUACUACCCAUAAAAGAAUCCACACAGGGGAGAAGCCAUUUAAAUGCAUGGAGUGUGGAAAGACCUUUGGUCAUAGCAGCCAUCUUACUGACCAUAAAAGAAUCCACACAGGAGAGAAGCCAUUUAAAUGCAUGGAGUGUGGAAAGGCCUUUGGUCAUAGCAGCAGGCUUACUUCCCAUAAAAGAAUCCACACAGGGGAGAAGCCAUUUAAAUGCAUGGAGUGUGGAAAGACCUUUGGUGAUAACAGCAAGCUUACUUCCCAUAAAAGAAUCCACACAGGGGAGAAGCCAUUUAAAUGCACGGAGUGUGGAAAGACUUUUACUCAGGUCGGUAGUCUUACUUCCCAUAAAAGGAGCCACACGGGAGAAACCAUGUAAAUGCAACAGUGUGGAAA
Protobothrops mucrosquamatus (brown spotted pit viper) is the source of this 959-nucleotide messenger RNA. RefSeq names its product zinc finger protein 429-like. Gene Ontology annotation, molecular function: RNA polymerase II cis-regulatory region sequence-specific DNA binding; DNA-binding transcription factor activity. Lineage: Eukaryota; Metazoa; Chordata; Lepidosauria; Squamata; Viperidae. The record is from RefSeq and is a predicted model, not a curated record. The transcript has 2 exons. The coding region runs from base 1 to 942 and encodes 313 amino acids. Gene Ontology annotation, biological process: regulation of transcription by RNA polymerase II.